This is a messenger RNA of Tarenaya hassleriana, 1699 nucleotides long. Its product is annotated as protein odr-4 homolog. The transcript has 12 exons. Gene Ontology annotation, biological process: intracellular protein localization. Bases 31 to 1599 code for a protein of 522 amino acids. Gene Ontology annotation, cellular component: endomembrane system. NCBI's taxonomy places the organism in Eukaryota, Viridiplantae, Streptophyta, Magnoliopsida, Brassicales, Cleomaceae. The record is from RefSeq and is a predicted model, not a curated record.
UCAAAAAUUAAAAUCUCUCUCACGGCCCAAAUGACGUUUUCUGUCUCGCUAACGGCCGUUUCUGUUCGUAAUUUCUCCGGUCGAUCCCGAGCGACUUGGAAGUUUGUGGUUUCGCGGAUAUCCCUAUGCUCCUUAAGCAUGGUGAAAGCAGUUGUUGGAGAAGAAACCCGACUCACUUCUGCAGAAGAUCGUCUCUCUCGAUCAGCUAUCCCUUCUGAGGUGGGUCUUGUGAUAGGGAAGCUUAGCUCUGCUUUAGAUCGUGGUUUCGUGUUUGAUUUGAUCCCUACGCCUAACAAUGAUACCGGAGAGCCAGCAUGCUCGGUUAUGGAUGCCAAAGACAACAGGAAGAAGUCAUCCAGUUCAAAAUCUCAGUCAUCGGAUACCUCUUCUCUAUCAAUUGAUUCCGACUGGGUCGCUGAACAUGCCCGACAGGUAUCAAGAAUGCUGUUAGGUGGUAUGAAGGUGGUUGGUAUUUAUGUAUGGGCGAGUGACAGCUCUUUUAAGAAUUCAACUAUGAUGCUUUACCAGGCAAUUAAGGGGGUUUCAGAUGCAGUACGACAUUUGGAUCCUAGCUUGGAUGAAGUUCUUCUGAUUCACAUAUGUUACAGUCCAAGGAGGUGGAAUUGCCGAAGCUGUUUGUUGGGCUCAAGUAUUACCUCCAGUAACUUGCGACCUUGUGAUUUUAAGCUGGGAAGGGUAUUAAGUUCUCUGAAGAGGUUUAGGUGCAUUUACAGCUUCAAUUUGAGAUCUCCUAUCUGCUUCGGGGGUGAAUCAGCUGCCCAAACAUUUACUGACAUUCUGCGUCAACAACUAGCAAAUCAUGCAAAAGAUCUAAGGAGAGCAAAUGCCUUGGUUGAUGGAGACAUGGUGCAAAAUGACGAACCGUGCAAUACAGAUGGUGAACAUGAAGUGGAAUUGUUAUUCCCAUUCAUGAAAGAUACUCUUGUUGAGGCAUUUAGUGGAAAGGACAUUGCUGGAGUUCUCUGUGUCGCUGGUUCAAUAUGUUCUUAUGCUUACUUAAAUGCAAAAGAACCAAUUUCUCAGGCUGUUGCUGAUAUAAAGGCUGAUAUCAUAAGGAGUCUGCAAAGCAGGUUGGACAUCAUCUGCGAUGAGGCAGAGGAGAAUCUCUAUCCAAAUAACGGCUUAGACAAGGAAGAAGCUGCUAACGCACCUAUUCCCAAACUCAUCCCGAGUCCAUCUACAAAACCUUUCCGUCUUCCUCUUCCUAGGAGAGUCUUCGUCCCAUGGCUUUCAGGCACGUUCCUCUGCGAUUAUCUUCAGCCAUCCGAAUCACUCGAGGUUUUAAAAGAACGUUGUAUCGAGUUGAUUUCGAUGGAAAACACACCCGAGACCUCGACGUUCUCGGAGGUAGAAACGGAAGCCCAUUUGCUGAUCUCGAAAUCCUUCUGGGACGCGGUAUCGCCCGCUACAUCUGAUGUAGCACCAAACUUCAUCGUGGAAAGGAGUGGUGAAGGAACUCGGCAUGAAGAUGAUGACCAGAGAACUGAUAAAGCAUCAUCAAAUCCUGCCAUUGUGGUUGCGGUUUUGGUCCUCGUUCUCUCUGUCGUAUUAGGAUUAGUGUUUUAUGGUUGGGAAUAACAUUUCCACAUGUCUGAUUGUUCAUCCUGUUGAAAAGCUUUUCCUUUUUUCACAACCGUCCAUUUGUCACAUUCAAUCUCAACCGUCGAUUUCCAAUUAA